Messenger RNA from Salvelinus fontinalis (brook trout), 7262 nucleotides. Its product is annotated as katanin-interacting protein-like. Lineage: Eukaryota; Metazoa; Chordata; Actinopteri; Salmoniformes; Salmonidae. The record is from RefSeq and is a predicted model, not a curated record. The transcript has 26 exons. Bases 725 to 5212 code for a protein of 1495 amino acids.
ACAUUUGGACACAACUGGGCAUCUAAUCUAACGAACCUUCUGUUCUCUAUGUCCCAGGCUGCUCUCUGCCCUGGUUCUUACUUUUCAAGCUAAAUAUUAGCUGUUUAAAUUAGAAAUUUCAAUUUUAUUGAGAAAUUGUAGCUCUGAUAUGGCCAGAAUAUAAUUUAUUAUAGUUAGUAAGGGUAGGCAAAGUAUACUUAUCCGCCGUGGUAGGCCUGGGCUGUUUAGACGGGCAGUAUUACACAAAACAUGGUGCUCUUCCUCAUGGGUGUGUCCAACACAGAGGGGCUUUCGCUAUUGGUGGAUGUUUCUCCUGGUAACUAGCAUCAGCUGUUACCAACACACAGGACACAUGACAAUCGGACCUGAAUAUCGAUAAACUGCGCUUUAAUACCCGUGAAUAGAGAUGAUAUGGAUUAGUUGAUUUCGAACAUCAUGUAAUGACAUCAUCCUCUCAUGUGGAAUUAGGGCUAAGUGAAAACCAGUGUCUGAGAUAUACAAUGGAUAAAGAGAUGCCUCCAGAAGGGGUUCGCAGCUAGCAGAGUAGGAAAUCCACAAUCUGGAGGUGAACAGCAGGAAGAAGAGUCUCACUGCCCUAGGAAAAGUGCAGAGGAGAGAAUGGGUUCAGAAUUCGAUCAAUAUUCGAACAGAACAAGCACCCUGUUUGCGGAUAUCUCCAGAGAGACGGUACUCUGACGACUUUGAACCCUACGACAGCAUAGAGAUGGAGCGGUCGAGUCCACGCUCUCCUCAUAGUCCCCACUCCCGGCGAGAAUCCUGUAAGGUGUCACGUUCGUUUGGCUCCAGGGCUGAUGGCCGAGGAGGUAGCCAGGCAGAGCCUGAACAUCAAAGCGAACGUGUCCUACUCAACAUUAACGAGGUCAAGGUGCUUCGACGGAGCCUGGAGGUGAGCGUGCGGCGGAGCAGCUGCAGCCGGGGGUCGGCGGGGGAGGAGUCAGACGAGGAGUGGGUGGAGGAUCAGAUUGAGAGGGAGGAGAGCACGGAGAGCCUGGAAGAGCUAGGUCUGCCUCCUUCCUCCUCCAACAAAACAUCUACUAACACAAACCAUCCGCGAGCCACUGGGCCCAAAGGCUGCCUUCAUGACCCUGCAGACCUUAUAGUGCUGGACUUUGGGCCCUCUCCUAAAGGCCGUAAGAUCGAGCGUUCGCUGUCGGCCAAGAGGAAAGACAACCUGGAGACCUACAUACCCACCAAGACUCUGCUGGUGAAGAGCAAAACUCUGGACAGGCCCUCUUCAAAAGAGUGCAGGGAUGGCAGAGAUCCUCAACGGCCGUGGAAUCAUGUAGAGCGCCCCCUGUCUGCAGCAAGGAAGGCCUCCCAAGAGGAGCGCGACUCGGAGGAGAGCGACUCUGAGGAUACGGCGUGCAGGGUGCUCCAGGCCCUGCAGAGAGAGAACAGCCCACUGCAGAGCCCCGAGCCCAGGGCCUUCAGCCGCACCCCGGUGAUGGGAUACCAGAUGAUGAACGGGUCGCUGCGUGACGACAAAGAUGAAAGUGGGGUGACCAGAGCCAUGCAGAGAGUCACCCUCAUGGAUCCCAGGCAACAGCAGAGACUACUAAAGGCGUUGGAGAAACUAGAGGCAGGCACAAACUUUGAAAUCCCUCAGGCAGUAAAGACAGAUAACAGCAAACCACCGAGGAGGCGGGUCUCGGUGGAGGCACCACCCACCGUGUACGUCACCAUGGAGAUCCUGAGUAACUGGGGGAACAGGUGCCAGGUAGGGCUGACGGAGAUGCAGUUCUUCGGCCCAGGGAACAGGAAGCUGUACGUGUCGCCUCACGACCUGGACAUCCGGAACGCCAACUACCCUGGGAACCUCGGAGUGCUAGUCAACGGGAAAGCUAAGACCACAAAGGACUGUCAUAUGUGGACCUGUCCUUUCCAUCUUCCGGUCCAACUCUACUUCAUCAUCAGGAACACGGAGCGCUCUCCAGACUUUGGGAUAUCUCUGAUCAAGAUCUGGAACUACAACAGGAGCCUCAGUGACCUGGACGUUGGUGCCCGGCAUGUGAAUCUUUACCUCAACAGCACGCUGGUGUUUGAAGGUGAGCUGGACAAGGGCUGUGGCAACCAGAUCUUUGAUUACAGCACCAGCAUCGACCUCCAGGCACUCCAAGUCCCAGAAUCCUUCUCUCCCAGCCCAGUGGGGUCCGGCCACAGUCUGCGGGGUGCCAGCCCACAGCGCCAUGACGAGAGUGGCGUGUGGGUGGAAACCAGAGGGGAGAAUCGAGACCCCAACCACGGACUCUCUGAGGGGCUAGCUCAGGUCAGGAUAGACAUGCAGGAUAAAAUCUACAAUCCCUCCUCCCCCAUAUCUACAAACUGGGACUCCUUUGACAUGGACCCUCCGGACCUGACCCUCCCCCACCCCCCUCUGAAACAGCAGCUGGAGCAGUCGGGUCAACCCACAGAGUGCACAGUCACCACCCAGCCUUCUUCCUCCAGGAGUCCCCAGUGGCUACAGCCCCUGGCCCGGAGUGCCCCUGAGGGCUGCGAGGCCGGAAGGGAGAGACCCCUCUGGCUAGUGCCCCAGCAGUCUGUGGAACCCAAACCUCCCCUCCCCCAAUCCCCCUCUACCUCGGUGCUCCCGGAGCUGGGCUGUAACCCGGGGAGGGUGUGUCGGGGGGUGGACAGGACUGUGAACGAGGGCCAGUGGAGUGCAGACUCUCUGGACCUGGGAGGUGACCUGCUGGAGGAGCUGAGUGACCAGCAGCGCCAGGACCGGCCUGUUAGUGGACGUAGGAGCUCAGGCAUGAACAACAACACUAGUAGCAGAAAACCAGCAGAGGAGCACCAGCAAGGAGCCAUUGGACCGACCACAGAGGAGCCAAGUUCAGUGUCAGGCAGCAGCAGCAAAAGGCAGCAUCGUACCCCACGGGCCACGCACCACAGCCGGCAGGCCCAGGAUGACAACCUCAUGGAGUCCUGGGACUCCCUCACAAAGUUCAACCAGUGCCAGCGUGGUCGCAUCUCCAACAUGGGCUUCGAGGGCGACAUCUUUGACGAGUUCCUCCAGCGUUCCUCCAGAGCCGCCAGUAUCACCUCCGACCCAGCAGGCCCCCCCUGCAGCCCCUUCCCCUCCUUGUCCCACCUCUCUUCACCCGCCCCUCAAGGGGGCUUCUGCGAUGACCCGGUGGAUGACCUUUCCUCCGAGCCAGAGUUUGAGAUUCCGGUCCUCCCACGUGGUCAACGUCUGGUCAUUAACAUCCUGUCCACAUGGGGCGACCGUCACUACGUGGGCCUCAACGGACUGGAAGUCUUCAGCUCCAGCGGUCAGCCCGUCCGGCCCGCCCACAUCCAAGCCGAACCACCCGAUAUUAACGUGCUGCCCGCCUACGGCAAAGACCCGCGCGUAGUCGCCAACCUAAUCGACGGAAUCAACCGCACGCAGGACGACAUGCACCUGUGGCUGGCGCCGUUCACCCAGGGGAUGAGUCACGUGAUCUACCUGGAGUUCGCUGGGCCAUGUCAGGUGGCCAUGAUAAGAGUGUGGAAUUACAACAAGUCCAGGAUCCACUCGUUCAGGGGGGUGAAGGAGGCUGAGAUGCUGCUGGAUGGCAGGUGCAUCUUCAGGGGAGAGAUCGCCAAGGCGUCAGGGACACUGUCUGGAGGUCUGGACCAGUUCGGGGACACCAUCUUGUUCACCACGGAUGAUGAGAUCCUGGAGGCUAUGUCGCGCUACGACGAGACGUUCUGCGGGGAGGCGGAAGGCUUCGAAGAGCUGGUGGGGUAUGAGGAGGAGCUGCAGAGGCCCCGCACGGCCGACGGAGAGGGGGAGGACAGACCCUUCACCCAGACUGGCUUCAGACCCGAGGACGACCUCGCUUUAAAACUCAAUCUGAACCCUACUGAUGGUCAGUCUGAGGAGACCCUGGAGCAGAUCCCAGGAAUGCACAACGGAAAGUGCCUUAGAAUAGAGUUGAGUAUGACGUGGGGGGACUCCCACUACCUGGGACUGACAGGGUUAGAGGUUGUGGGGAAGGAGGGGGACAGCCUGCCUCUGGACCUGACCAUGGUGGAUGCCUCGCCACGGGACCUCAAUGACCUGCCUGAGUACGGCCAGGAAGCACACACCCUCGAUAAACUCAUUGAUGGCCACAACAUCACCACUGAGGACCAGCACAUGUGGCUGAUUCCAUUCUCCUGUGGCCAGCACCACACCCUGACGGUGAACUUUGACAAGGCCCAGACGGUGGCUGGCCUCCGCAUCUGGAACUACAACAAGACCCUGGAGGAUUCCUACAGAGGGGUGAAGGUGAUCCAUGUGUCUCUGGACGAUAGGCUCAUCUCUCCAGCAGAGGGCUUCCUCAUUAGGAAGGGACCUGGGAACUGUCACUUUGACUUUGCUCAGGAGAUCCUCUUCAUUGACUUUCUCCAGACCCCCACCACUGGCCUGGUCAACAGCACAGCAGAGGACUCGGCCUACACACUCAAGCCUGGCUCCAGAAGACAGGAGCAAGCCAGCAUGGACUACGAGGCCCCCAUCAUGCCUUGUGGAUUCAUCUUCCAGCUGCAGCUGCUGACCACCUGGGGUGACCCCUACUACAUUGGCAUGAAUGGCCUGGAGUUCUAUGACCAAAACAACAAGAAGAUACCCCUCAGUGACAACAAUAUCGCUGCGUUCCCAGACAGUGUGAAUGUCCUGGACAGUGUGAACGGUGACGUGAGGACUCCAGAUAAGCUGGUAGAUGGAGUGAACAACACUCAUGAUGGCAUACACAUGUGGCUAGCACCGGUACUCCCCGGACUGGUGAAUCGCGUGUAUCUCAUAUUUGACCAGCCGGUGACCGUGUCUAUGAUCAAACUGUGGAACUACUCCAAGACACCACAGAGGGGGGUAAAGGAGUUUGGGCUGCUAGUAGAUGACCUACUGGUAUAUAACGGCAUCUUGGACAGUGUGAGCCAGGCGGCGCGGGGCACCCUGCCCACCUGUGACCCGGCGGUGCUCUACCACACCAUCCUCUUCACCGACAACGCCCACAUUGCCCACCGUGAAAGGAACACUGUCAUCAGCCCCCGCGGUAGCAGACAUCGCGAUUUGAAACACAUUUAUGUGGAGGACCAAGAUGUGAAGAUGACCAAUGAGAACGAGAUAGUUCAUCACCACAAGAAGAAACAAACAGCUGAUCCAGCGCUUCGGCCUAAAACCUGCAUGACAGACACUGGGAAGCUCGGGAAAAGGAGGUACUGACAGAUGGACUGACAGGCAGAUGAUCGGACAGACGGACGUUGAUGGAGUCCCACUGGUCAAAUGGGUGGAACAGAAAUGAAAGGAUGACGGUUUACUGACAAUCUGCACUAUCCCACUCGGGGGACUUUUAACACACAGCCUUGACCAGCUGAAAAGAACCAUUUCCAUUGCCCUUCAUCAGUAAUUACACUGUAGGGAAGUGUUGCCUAGUGACAGCCCUUGUGUGUAAGGUGGGUCUACUUUAGAAGAGGACAUAGCUUGUACAGAACACAUUUUGUUUGUAUCCAUCUGGCCACAGGAUUAGCCUUCCAUUUUCUGAUUGGAUUUGUUUUCUUGCCACUCUUUCUCUCUAGACUAUGUUUCAUCAGAUUAAUAGUACCUGUGUAGUAAUACUACAUCAGAUGAAGAGUACGGUACCAGUGUAAUACUAUGGCAGUACUACAUCACAUAUAUAAAACCUUUGUAGUAGCACCUGUUUUUAUUGUCCUUUUCAGUGUCAGGGUGAACCUAUAUAAGGCUGCUAUAUCGGCCAUCUUCGUGCCUAGUUCUAUUACGACUCCUCUGUCGCUGCUUCUCGUGAUGUUGUGCUACAUUCUCCUGCUGCUCCUGAUGCACAAAUACUCACAUAUGAACUCAGUGGCAACAAGUACACUCUUAGUAGAUGGGAUCUAGAUCCUACAUUCAUAAAUGAGUUGUAUUCAUGAAAAGCCUAGUGGGCUAUAAGUUUGAUAGCCCCUAGCCUAGUGGCAUAACACAUGAACAUUUAGUAAUGCACCUGCAAUGUGCACCAACACAUGAAUGCUAUGCAGUAAACCUGUUAAGAUGUUCUCACGUCUGUUUUAUCUAGGUGCAUUUGGUGGCAGAUGGGUUUUUAGUACAAAGGGUGGAGAAUAUGACUGUCUUUUCCAUAAAGCAGAAUAUUGGUCACAUUGAAGCAAUAAGUCUGAUACAGUUGAGCCAUGCAAGACCACUCCAUUUGCCUAAAGGCCCAAUGCAGAUGUUUUAUAUACAUUUAAAAUAAUUUCUAGGUAACAAUUAAGUACCUUACUGUAAGUUAAAAUUCCGUUAAAAUGGGAAAAAGUAGCUUUUUAGCAAAUAACUAUUUCUCAAGCAAGAAUGUUCCUUGGACUGUAUGGGAGUGGGUUGAGUAGGGAGGAGGAAACUGAAAACUAGCUGUUAUUGCCAGAGUGGUUUGGAACUCUUUUUGUUAUUGGUCUAUUAACCAAUUUACCGCAUGGUGAUAUCACCAUGGAAAGUCGAAAAUCCCGCCCAUGCAAACCUGCUGAUUAGAAGGACCUAUCAGGAAAUAACACUGAUCACAUUUUUUCAUACUUUUACAGUGUUAGUUUCAUCAACUGUUGUACAAUAUGAUAUAAAACACAGGAAAAACAAAUUUUGACUGCACUGGGCCUUUAACACAGAAACAGUAAACUUGCUUCUUAGAUGUAUAUUUUACAGCACUGAAUAUAUUUUGGAUUAAUUAAUAUAUUGGUGAACAUAUAUACACAGUUAUUAGAAACUUUUGGAGACCCAUUGUUGUGUGAACAUGUUGGCUUUUGGUUGAAAAACACCUGAGAAUAUGUAACCAGAAACAACUUAAUAUUUAAUAUGCAAACACUGAAACCAUACCUCAAAUAGGGAAGAUGUGAUCUUUAAAAGGGAUGGCUAUUUGAUGAAAUCUUGUUUUAUCUUGAAUGUUUGAGUAAAAUCCAGUUGCCGUUUCAUUCCUAUACCCAGUAGUAUUUGUUGCAUGGACAAGUUACCACGGUUGAGCCACAAUAUAGCCUAUUUCUUACUUUAUACCCUUGUACUGUAUAUGACAGGAGUUGCAUUGUUUUUUUGAAAUGCUGUUUUAUGUAUUUGAUUUUAAAAUGUCAGUCUACAGGUAUAGGCUUCACACUGCACCUCAGUCAUGCUUUGAGUGAUGAUGGCUAUUACUUGAUGUGUGACAUUCUGUUUUGAAAUAUUUUAUUUUUUUAAUCUUGUUCAAAUACAUGUAUAUUUCAUGUAGGUACAUUUUAAUAAAUUAAAUAAUUGAAAAACCAAGUGA